This is a messenger RNA of Lotus japonicus, 2088 nucleotides long. RefSeq lists its product as uncharacterized. The transcript has 4 exons. The coding region runs from base 1499 to 1873 and encodes 124 amino acids. The record is from RefSeq and is a predicted model, not a curated record. Lineage: Eukaryota; Viridiplantae; Streptophyta; Magnoliopsida; Fabales; Fabaceae.
UAUGCCUAUUCGUACUCCGCACUAGGGUUUUCUAUUGAGUUCUUCUCCAGCGCCGCUAACAAAGAGAUCCAUUUCACUCUCCAUCCAAUCCCUCACACAACCAUGGAGGUUCUGAGAUCUCUUGCUCAAAGUUGUUAUACCGUCUCAUUUCCUCAGAUGAAUAAGUCAUGGAAUGAUGACUUAUGUUUCUUCUGUAACUAUGUGUUGGAGUUUGCUCUUUUUUAGAAGGAAUCUCUCAACGACUGUGAUUUAUUUUUAUCCACAAUCAGUCAUGGUUAUUUAUUGUAGCAUCAAUCAUGACGGAUUAGCGCCGCUACUACAGAAAGUUGUGAGAGUGUCUUUUACAUCAUGUUGGUGUCCUAUUUGGACUAUUACUCCAGAAAGGUUCCAAAUACUAGUGAUACUACUGGGGUCCCAGUCCCAUGACAAGUUGUUCAACAUGAAGAUUCCCUGACCGUUACACACAUGAUUCGUCUCGCUGGUUCAAUCUUAACCAUGAGCAACCGCUACAAGAUACAAAACAGAUAAGAACCUUUGGACAAGAAUUUAUGGUCACAAUGGCCAGAGCAGUGAACUAUGAAUUCUAGUACAUGUGAGAUGACAUUAUUGUGUGAAACUAGUGUCUAUCUAUUUCAUACUAUACUGAAUAUUCAGAGGUUCUUACCUAUUUAGAGUGCAUUUAGAUAAACUACUUAAUUAAACACGUAUGGUAAGUAUUUGGGUUAACAACUCAAUUAAGUGUUUAUCACAUAAGUGGUUAUUCAUUAGCUAAUUUGAGAAACUUAUUGAAAUAAGCUGAAAAUUAUAAGUUCAACUAAGCUCUCUUCCAAACAGCUGCAGAAGUGAUUUUGCUAUAAGGUCAACUAAGCUCUCUUCCAAACGGGGCAUGACACUUAUUCUUAAGCUAAUUUGAGUAACUUAUGAAAAUAAGUUCAAAAUAGCUCAUAGGUAUAUCAUAAGCUAUUUUUACAUUAGCGCAUUCAAACACUUGUAUACGUGUUCAUACUAUAAGUUAAGCUCAAAUAAACUCUUCUAAAUGAGGGUUAAAUAGUUAUUAAAAAGAGAUAGACUCAGUAAUGUGAAGUUUACACAUGAAAGGAGAGAGGACCACAAGGAUAAUGAUGGAUUGAAUCUAUCUAGGAUUAGAUAUUGGGACUACGGUUGUUGCCUGCUGUUCCUCAUCUCUUUGCUCAAACUAGAUAAUUAUACCAAUUCUCAAUACACUUCCAAGAUUCUAGUGGCAAGAAGAGUUUGUGGGUCUUAGCCAGAUUGGCCAACUGUGACCUUGACCCCACCAAGUCACAUGCCCACAUCUCUUGCAUUUCAACUCACACUUAGAUAGUCCGUAGUUAUCUUUAUUCCUUAUAUUAACAUAUCUGAUACGUUUGGGACAGCAGAAGAAAAAGAAAAGGAACACAUCAAAGUUGUUUGCAACUCUAAUAAUUGGUUUCAUACCAAAACAUAAAAACUUUCAAGUGCAAAUUUAGAUUACACAAUCAUGGAGGUUGCUGUGGAACUUGAGGAUGAUCUGUUUUUUGCAGACCUGAGCAAGCAACUUUCUCUCUUAAUUAUGGAUGAAGAUGAUGACCCCCUUGCUUCUUGUGCUGUCCACCCUCAGUCAUUCUCUGGAGCAAUUCAUCCUCCCCCACAGUCUGCUAUCCUCUAUGAGCAGGUUUUGAGAAGACAAAGCAAAGGGACAGGAGUGUUUAUUCCUCAGUCAACACAGCCAAGAAGGAAGCAAAGGAAAGGAAGAACAAGUUCAUAUGCAAAAUAUCAAAAGCAGUCUCAAGAUACAAGAAUGAUUUCUCAUGUUCCUAUAAAAAAUCCUUUCAAAGAAACAAAUGACAGAGCAUAUAUAGAUCCUUCUGCAUGACAAAGUUAUACCGAUUAAUAACUUUGCCAAGUUUAAUUAUUGUGGAUCUUAUUCUUUAGUCUUUAGGUAAUAAUUUCAUGAUUUGUGUCAAGCAUUUAUAUAUAGGUCAUUAUGUACAUAGGAAUGCGACAUAUUAGUCUAUUGUAGCAAUAAAAAUCUAAGGCUUUGUAACUAUUCACCAGGGUGAUUUAUGGUUAUUUGGUUUGAUAAGUUUA